Synchiropus splendidus (mandarinfish) is the source of this 5530-nucleotide messenger RNA. It is a transcript of the gene klhl4, whose product is annotated as kelch-like family member 4. The transcript has 15 exons. Bases 1017 to 3269 code for a protein of 750 amino acids. The record is from RefSeq and is a predicted model, not a curated record. Gene Ontology annotation, molecular function: protein binding. Lineage: Eukaryota; Metazoa; Chordata; Actinopteri; Syngnathiformes; Callionymidae.
GUAGAAGAGCAGGUGACUGGGCUCUGUGUGGUGCGUUCAUCGUCGCCGGACGAUAUUUUUCCGGUACCGCCGUAAGCGCUUGCUCCAAUAAAAAAUACAAAAUUGAGCCCUAUGAACAUUGAACACUUAGCUAACCGAUACUGACACAUGACAUACAAGAAUAAACUAUAAUUAAUUAGUCACUAUUAAUCAGAAUUUUUACUCCCACAUUUGACAGCGUUUAAACGCAGCACGACGAUGGCUGCUCUCGAAGUCCACGACAACUUGGUUUUGGAACUGUUCCAGUUGAUCCACGGUGAAAUUUCGGAUGCACUACGCAACUACGGUGUCCACCAAAGGUCUGUGAUGAGCGUGAGGAGAUUCUGCGCCCAGCACAGACUGAAACGGAAACGACAUGUGACGGACAUGGAGUUGGAAGGAGCUAUUAUUAUUCGAUCAACAUACGAGGUGAGUUUCGUCAUCGUAUGGCAGGAAGUUCAUGACCGACUAGCUGUCCUCGAAAGGAGUUUACGCAGGUGAAUGUCGAGUGGGAUCAAUCCUACUCCCUACAACACCAACCAUAUCAUCAACUUCGACGAGAGGUCAUCUAUCUAUCUAUCUAUCUAUCUAUGAAGAGAUUGACAGAUCUGCUGUGCUCAAGUAUGGCAUCUGGGCCCAACUCAUGGCAGGGAGUUUUACAUGUUUACAUGUCCAUUCAAGAGACGCUGUCACACCACUGACAUAAUCAGAGCAGAAUCAUCGUGUGGAAAGGUUGUGGCCAGAGGUGAACAACAGAGUGAACUCUCCACUUGAACUUGCCCUAGUCCAUUUGCUAGUUCAAGAAUUCAUUGACAUGGAGGACUAUAUAACCAAAUUUCGCACUUCAAACCUCACAUGCCAAUUAAGUAGAAUUGGAUGAUCCAGGCUGGUGGAGGCAUGGAACGCUCACAGGAUUCCAGUUGAGGCAGAAUUCAUCAACACGGCAAUUUGGGCUAAAAGAAGAGGGGACCUGCCACUCAACAAAAACGCAGCAACCAAUGAUGGUAUGGCAGCACGAGGACACCACCGGCUCGACAACUUGCCUUGGAGAGAGCAGGAUGUCUGUGUCGGGCAAGAAGGAUUUUGAUGUGAAGCAGAUCCUCAGGCUACGCUGGAGAUGGUUCAGCCAUUCGUCCCAGGGUUCGACUGGAAGUGGUGGCGUCGGUGGGGUGGGAGGCUACAUCCAGCAGGAUGGCACGGACCACAGAGGGACCCCCGUCCAGGGCCGACUGAAGAAUCACUCUCGGGACAGGGGUGGCGGAGGGCUGCGGAAGAAUAACAGCCCUGCACACAGUAUCUUGGCACCAACCCCGGGGCCCACACCUGUCUAUGUGAGAGGAGGCCAUCAGUCAUGGGACCAGCAGCAUCAGCAUACCAUCCAGGGUCUCCAGGUCAACGAGGUGUCCUCAAAGAGCAGUUCGUCACCCAGCACCACCAGGAAAGAGGAGGGCAACAGUGGGAAGGAUGAUUCGAAAAGCCGUGCGGAAGAACCUGCUGUGCUGGACGCCCGAGAGAGAUUGGCUCUGAGCACUCUCUCCAAAAUGAACUCCAACUCCUCUGAUGAAUUUUUCCAGGCUACGAAUCAUGCAGAGCAGACCUUCCGUAAGAUGGAGACCUACCUCCAGCACAAGCAGCUGUGCGACGUCCUCUUGAUAGCGGGGGAUCAUAAAAUCCCAGCUCACAGAUUGGUUCUAAGUGCCGUGUCAGACUAUUUUGCCGCCAUGUUCACCAGCGAUGUGAGGGAAGCGAAACAAGAAGAGAUCAAGAUGGAGGGAGUGGACCCAGGAGCCCUGAGAUCACUGGUUCAUUUCGCCUACACUGGUGUCCUUGAGCUGAAGGAGGAGACCAUCGAGAGUUUAUUGGCAGCAGCUUGCCUCCUCCAGCUCUCCCAAGUCAUCCAGGUCUGCUGCAACUUCCUCAUGAAACAGCUUCACCCUUCCAAUUGUCUGGGCAUACGCUCCUUUGCAGACGCCCAAGGCUGCGUGGACCUACUCAAUGUUGCUCACAGUUUUACCAUGGAAAACUUCCUGGAGGUCAUCCAGAACCAGGAGUUCCUGCUGCUCCCCACUGCUGAGAUUGUGAAACUGCUGUCUAGUGAUGACAUCAAUGUUCCAGAUGAGGAAACCAUCUUCCAGGCUUUAAUGAUGUGGGUGAGGUACGAUGUCCAGCACCGACAACAGGACCUCGGGGUGCUCCUCGCGUACAUCCGCCUGCCUCUCCUUCCUCCGCCGCUUCUUGCCGACCUGGAAAACAACAAAAUGUUUUCUGAUGACCUUGAAUGUCAAAAACUCUUGAUGGAAGCCAUGAAGUACCACCUUCUGCCAGAGCGACGGCCAAUGUUUCAGAGCCCGAGAACAAAGCCAAGGAAGUCCACUGUGGGGUCUCUUUAUGCCGUGGGGGGAAUGGAUGCUACCAAAGGCUCAACCACCAUUGAGAAGUACGACCUGCGGACAAACACGUGGGUCCAAGUGGGAGUCAUGAACGGACGCCGCCUGCAGUUCGGCGUGGCGGUCAUCGAAAACAAGUUGUAUGUCGUUGGCGGGCGAGAUGGACUGAAGACCUCAAACAUGGUGGAGUGCUAUAAUCCAGUCAACAACGUGUGGUCCACCAUGCCCCCCAUGUCCACACACAGGCAUGGACUUGGCAUUGCGGUGCUGGAGGGCCCAAUGUAUGCGGUGGGAGGUCACGAUGGCUGGAGCUACCUCAACACUGUGGAACGCUGGGACCCGCAGGCCAGGCAGUGGAACUACGUGGCCAGCAUGUCCACGCCGAGGAGCACCAUGGGAGUCACGGCCCUGAAUGGGAAACUGUUUGCUGUGGGAGGUCGAGACGGCAGCUCCUGUCUGAGGUCCAUGGAGUGUUUUGAUCCUCACACCAACAAGUGGAGCAUGUGCGCUCCCAUGGCCAAGAGGCGAGGCGGCGUCGGCGUGGCGACUUACAACAACUUCCUGUAUGCAGUGGGAGGACACGACGCACCUGCCUCGAACCACUGUUCUAGACUCUCUGAUUGUGUGGAAAGGUUUGACCCAAAGACGGACACGUGGACCACCGUUUCCUCUCUCAGUGUUCCACGAGAUGCUGUUGGAGUCUGUCUGCUGGGGGACAGACUCUAUGCUGUCGGAGGCUACGACGGUCAAUCGUACUUGAACACUGUUGAGUCUUAUGAUGCCCAAAACAACGAGUGGACUGAGGAGGUCCCUCUCAACGUGGGCCGAGCCGGCGCCUGUGUGGUGGUGGUGAAAUUGCCUUGAGCGCUUUUGUCUCACGUCUGCUCGGGAAACAAAUGAAGGAGUGGCGAAGACGACUGGACAAAUGCAGCAACAGAUCAAGGACACAUCCUUUGGACGAUGUUUUCUUCUUCUUCUUUUUUCUUCUUCUUCGUCUCUUCAGAUUUUUCUGGGGAACAGUCCGAGUCGUACCCAUCAUUAGCGCUUCCACUGGGGCCGACCGGCUCAGAAGCUUCACAUUCGUAAGCCAUCAAGAAUGGUGAUGGAGUAAAUGAGUGCCAGGGCUGUGUUCUUUGUUUCACCACUGUUUCUUCUCACACAUAUAUGAACUGUGCUUAAAUACACAUUUGCAAACUGAGGAAAAGAUGAGUCCAACCCAUGUAGGAUUUUUAUACUCAGUAUACUCCAGACUACUAACAUGUUUUUGUAUUACAAAACAGCCAGCAACUGAACUUUCGUCAAGCGUUUUAUGUAUUUUUAAUUACUAACUUGAAAGCAAUUAAUUUAAUUAGUCAAUUUAGGAUUGCCAAAGGGAAUGUUGUGUCUUGUGCUGCAGCCUCACAGCAAGACGCUCCUCAGUGUGGUUCCAGCUGGAGGCGAUGCUGAGUUGAGGGUGAAUCCAGGUCUGGCUGAGUGCAGUUUGGAUGCUCUUCAACAAGUUUUUCUUUGAGCACGCAGGUGUCCUCCCAGAGGUCAGUUGAGGGCUCAGCUUUCUGCAGGUGUUUUUUUUUUUUUCCUUUGUGACUAUGUGUCCCCCACCUCUUGCCCUGUGUAGCUGGGACAGCCUCUGCGACCCUGAAACACAAAUAAGUAUCAGAAAUCAGCACCUUUUUAAGUAUUUCUUUAUGGUACAGUCCCUGAAUUGGUGUGUUUUAAAUCAUUUAUACUGAAUACACUUUUUAAAUAAUCGUCAUUAGGAGCAUCUAGAAAUAAAUAAAUACAAUAAAAAAAACCCACAAACAAAUAUAAUUUUUUUAAUGCCCAACACCCAUUUUUAAGAAUUUCUUCACCUUUCUUUUUUUUGUGCCUUUUUUUUUGACAUUUUACAAACUUACACAAACUUAAAGCUAAUAAUAAUAAUAAAAAAAAACCAAUGUUUGACUCCAUCUUUAUGUUCUUUUCAGCUCCCUGUGUGAUUGAGUCUCACACCUGCGGCAUAAACCAUGAGAGAGAGGAACAUUUUGUGCCCCCAAAAAAAACAAAAAAACUCCAGCAUCCCUUUACCGAUGUUUUCAUGUCACUGUGAGGUUCUUGCUAUGGCUGGUAUUGAGGCAUUUGAAUUUAUCAACAUUGGUUUCUGAAUAUGCUUUAUUGAGCUUGUAGCUACUAAACACCAAAGUAAUUCGCUUGUCCUAGAUAUUUUAGACGGAGGUUUACAACAAUGUGAAUUUACUGACAAUAUAUCAUAUUGAUAUUUCAUACUGCUGUACAGAUUUUUGUGAGUUUUCAGGAAGCGCUUUUGUCUCUGUUGAUUUGUGGCUAAUACCAUCGUACUGAAAAAACCACCCUGCUUUUCUGGGCAUGCUGGCCAAAUGAAUGUUUUAUUGAUUUAUACGGUCGUAUAUUUCAAGAUACCUGCCUGUUUCCUGUCUGUCCGUGUGUAACGCCGUAAUGUAAAUGACACGACAAUGAUUAAUCUGCUUGUAGAUUGAUCCACAAUAAUCGCUUAUUUUAGACCGUCCUGUCCUGCUUUCUAAUUAUAUCGACAAAAUUCAAACAUAAACAUGUGACUGAAAGUAUACGUCAACAUUGUGAAAGAAGAAAACGUACAGCUUUAUGUUUUAAGCUACAUUUUCCCAAUGUUUUCUAUUCCGACCUGAUUUUGUACAGCAUGCAAUGUUAUGAAUAAAAUUCACUUCAGUGUUCUGAAUGUUUCAAUACUUGAGCUCCAGGUACGACGUUUGCAUGGAGCAUUCACAGCGACAAAACACAAAAACCUCAUGCUGAAGCCGCUGCUUCUCAUUGGUAACAGAAUUCAGGAACACUUUUCAUAAGAUUUUAUGAUACGUCAUACAAGACGGCAUGAAGACUUCCAACACUCACUAUAUCGCAGGGUUUUCCGAGGUCUCACCCUCUACUUAAAUUGAGCUCAAAGAUUCCACAACCUCUCACACAGUCAAUUAUAACAGACAGUCUGUGCGGGUCUUUUUCUCACCUCUCCUUUUGACUACUUUUGAAGAGUCUUCUGCUUCUACCUCUCCCCGCAAGUGCCUCUUGUUUUCUUCUGGAUUGGAUUUGUGCAGUUUAAUUUUCUCAAAAUCCAGUGCAUGCAGUAUUUAUUUAUA